CAAAAUCGCUGCCACCCUCAAAGAGGAGUCGGAAAAAGCAUUAGCAACUAUGGGCCCAGUAGUGGAAGACCUUGGUGUUUGCCCACUUCCUGAUGCGUCUCCAUCAAUCAGACAAGUAUUUUCUACUGUGUGCGAUGAAGUGACUAAAGAUCAUGCUGCAGACCAAAACAAAGGUUACUCAACAGGUGCUGAUGAUGAUGAAUGGGAAAAUUUGCCUAAUGAAGGCAAUUUUCCACCACUAAAGCACCCUUCUUAUCUGCAUAAAAUGAAGAGCUUGACAAGGAGGAAGGCAUCCAAAUUGUCUAAUAGCACAAAAAGAGCAUUGCAGUUUCCAUGCAAAGCAAGAUCAGGCAUGACCGUUGCUGUGGAUACGGCAUGGCAGAAACGAGGCUUUGAUAGUCUUACUUGUGAACACAACUGCUGGGCUAUCUCCUGGUACACAUACUGAGCAGUAUGCCACAAAGAUGGCAAAGAAGAGGAAGGCCAUGCAAGAGAAGUCACAGCUGCCAUCCACAAAGCGUAGGCGUAUGAUUCUAAAGCAAGAACGAGCUGUUGUUCAGAGCGCAUCUGAAGUACUCGAAGGAAUAUCAUACCAAUCAGGUAUCGGACAUGAUGCUGAUACGGACAUUGAAAGUUUACCAGAGGCUGUACCACGGGGCAUUUUUAAACCCAUUCAUAUGAGUGAGGGAAAUACUGCAUCCUUUGUAACAUUUGACUUAGAAACUACUGACCUCAUUCGUGGACGAGUUGUACCCCACAUUACACAAAUGGCGGCCCAUGAACUACACUCUGGAGCAUCCUUUUCUGUGUAUGUGAUUCCUAGUUUGCCAAUAUCUAGCUCUUCACAACAAGUCACUGGCAUAGCUAUGAAUGGGUCCAACUGUAUGACAGUCAAUGGUAGACCUGUGGAGGCUUUAGAUAUACAUGGAGCAUUUGAUGGUUUCAUCAAAUGGAUAAAAUCAUUUCCAAAUGAAGUAUUGAUUUCUCAUAAUGGCAGACGUUUUGACUUUCCUGUACUCCUGAAAACUGUUAUGGAUAUUGGUAAAACUGGCGAGUUCUUUGACAAUGUAUGUGGGUUUAUAGACUCGCUUGCAGUAUUUAGGAAAAUAUAUCCAGGUAGAAAAACAUACAAACAAGAAGAAUUAGUGAAUUCACUUUUGAACACAAGUUAUGAUGCUCAUAAUGCAAUUGGUGACGUCAGAGCUUUAGGAAAAUUGAUUGAGCAUGUGGCGCUUUCAACACAAGAGCUUCUGCAGUACAGUUUCCCCCCACGUGCUGUCCAAAGUGCCUUUCUAUUCAGGGAGGAAAAAGCAAAAAAUCUACCUACACUGAAUCCUCUAAUUAGCCAUGGAGUUAUGAAGAUGUGUACUGCAGAAAAUGUUGCUGGUUCUGGCCUACAGCUUACCCAUCUUAGAAAAAAUUUUCAGCGUGAUGGAGAAGAUGGACUUAGAAGUACAUUUAUUGCGCCAAAUUCCGAAGGACAACCACGAGUGACAAAUGUAAAAAGAACCCUUGAAAGUGUUGUACCUAAAUUGGUAGAUUAUUUUGUAAAGAAUUAAUUCUUUUCAAUUAUUACAUGUGCUAGAAUAUACAUGUAUUUGCAUUUACAUGUAUAUCUGUCAACAUAUUUGAUACGUUUUUUAUUUCUUUUACCUCAGUGGCUCCUAUACAUAUAUUUGUACAUAGAUAAAUGUUUUCCUUAGGUAUAUAUUGAUAUGUACCUAAUUCUGUGUUGAUAUUACAAGGAUAUGCUGAUCUAAUAUUUGAAAAUAUGUAAUGUUCAAAAUGUACAUAGUUGUCCUCGUAACCAUGGUAACAUACAUUUAAUAAGAUGUGAGAAAUGGGAAUUUUUUUCUUUCUUGUUAACACUUCUGCAUUUAUCUGUGAAUAAUGUAAUUGUUUUCAGAAGUUGUUUUUGUCCAAGAGAGCAUUGAAAACUUUAAAACGAUGAAAGUUGUGAAAAUUUGACUUUUGAAAUCAUGUCAUCGAGCUUUUAAAUUCCUUGUUAUUAAAAAUAUGAACGGUAAAAAUAUUUUAAACUUUGCUUUUUUAAUUUUAUACUCUUUGAAGAUUUUUGCUGUAAAAGAAUUAUCAUGGUGCCAAAAUAAAUAUGAUGCCAAAAUUCAUGUUUCCUUUGGCACGUGUGUGUCAAUCUCAUAAUAAUUGUCAAGUAAGAUCUUAUGUUUUAACCUGGUUAAAUAAUAUUAAAGGUGAUAGAAGAAAAA
Messenger RNA from Ostrea edulis (European flat oyster), 2225 nucleotides. RefSeq lists its product as uncharacterized. Gene Ontology annotation, molecular function: nucleic acid binding; 3'-5'-DNA exonuclease activity. Lineage: Eukaryota; Metazoa; Mollusca; Bivalvia; Ostreida; Ostreidae. The record is from RefSeq and is a predicted model, not a curated record. Gene Ontology annotation, cellular component: cytoplasm. Bases 465 to 1559 code for a protein of 364 amino acids. Gene Ontology annotation, biological process: DNA catabolic process. The transcript is spliced from 6 exons.